Paramecium primaurelia is the source of this 4095-nucleotide messenger RNA. NCBI's taxonomy places the organism in Eukaryota, Ciliophora, Oligohymenophorea, Peniculida, Parameciidae. The record is from the annotation of a GenBank genome assembly.
AUGGGAAAUUCUAUAGAGAUUAAUCAAACUUUAUCUUAUUAGACUAUUCAAGGAUAGGAAAUACUUCUUCCUUUUAAAGAAUUAAAGGGAAAGUAAAAUUUUCCUAAAGUCCCUUCAAGAGAAAAAGAUGUUGAAAUUAUGUUUCAAAAAUGGCUUAGCAAAGUAAACUAUUUUAUACUGAUGACAGAUUGUGAUUGGAAGAAGAGAAAAAGAAAAACUUAAAGGAAUACCUCUUAAAUACAAAUUUAGAUUAUGUUACAAACAUGACUAAAUCAUUUAAGAGAUAACUAAAGGAGAAUAAUAUAAAUAGAAAGUCAUAUAGGAAACAGAUAAACUAAUUUAGAAGGUAUUAUCACAACAAGACGUUGUUUCAUUAGAUGGUACAUAUUUUAUUCCACAUUAUAAGCUUUAUCAAGAAAUUUAACAAAUGAUGACCUACUUGAACAUAAAAUCACUUUACUAGCUAAAGUUGAUCUUAUUGCAAAAUUAGUUGUAGAAUUGAAAACCUAAGAAUUGUUAUCUAGACAUUCCAAAAACUUUAGGGAUUAGAUUGUUAUUAUCAAAAUAUUUGAGAAGUUAUUACAUCAUGAAUCAGGUAAUCUUUAAGUAUUUAUUAUUGUAUAGGUGUAUAAUUAUUAUGUGAUACUUCUAAUUUUUUUUAAAUUAUGUUUAGUACUUUUCAUCCAGUUGAACCAGAAAUUACAGGAUUAAUGCUAUAAGUUUUAGGUGGCAAAUCUGGUUUAUGUUGGCAACCUGAAUGUUUAGAUAAUAUUCUAGAUGCUAUGACUGAAUUUUAAAAUAAUCAUAGAUUAUAAACUAAGUAACAAAUAUAUUAAAAUUAUAGAUUUGAUGUAAUAAUACGAAGUAUUUAUUAUACAAAGAAUUUAAUUAUUAUCUAUCAUCUACUAUAAUUUUUGUUUAAUUUUUUAUUUUCAGUUGAAAAACCUGAAUCUGAUUCAUUACAUAAAGAAUUAUUAGAAACAGUAAUUAAUGGUAAAAGAAUUGAUGAAGUAUUUUAAUAAGUGAAAAUUCGAAUUGUUAAAGAUUACUAUUAAAUUGAAGAAUGUACAUAUUAAGGUGUAAGAUAAAAAUUAGCUUAAUUCUAACAUCCUCUUGUUGAAAAAUAAUCUUAAGAAAAUGAUUUCUUUUCUAUGUAGAGAUUUAAAACAAUUACUGAAAAACCACCUAAAGAUGCUAUCAAACCUAAUAUUGAAUUUGAUCUUGAAGAAACAGGAAGAAUUAAAUUUGAAAAUUGUUUUUAUUUUGAAUAACAUGAUCUUAAGCUUUUUAGUAUAUUGAAAGUUCAAAUUUUUGAACUUAUGGAUGGUAUAUUAAAUAUUGAUUCCAUUUUAAUUUAAAUUGAAAAUGAUGAUGUAGAUCAAACUGAAAUUGUUUCUAAUCCAAAUGAUGUUUUCAAUGAAAUGCAAACAUUAGCUGAAGUAGAUGAAGAAGAAGAAGAAGAUUACGAUAAUAGAUUAGUUAGUUUCUCGAAAAUUAAGAAUAAUGAUUAAUUUAGAAAUUAAGGUAAUAUGAUUAAAUAUGCCAAUGCUAAUUUAUAAUAAGAAUACAAUUAAUUAGAGGAAAAACAUUCAAUUCUAUUUUCUAAAUAUGAAGAAAUGGAAAAAUAAUGUCGUGAAUUAUAAAUGUAAUUAUUUGAUGAACAAUUAAAAAUUAAAAAACUUGAAGAAUAAAAUGAAAAAUUAUUAUAUCAUUCUACCAGUCAAAAUUAAGAUAAAAUUAAUACAUUAGUUUAAGAAUAAAUUGAAUUUCUUAAAUAACAGCAUUUAAUUUAAAUCACUUCAUUGACACAAGAAUUAACAUAAUUGAAAGAUUAAAUUUAAAAUUAAAAUUUAGUUGAAAAUUAGUUAAUAAAUUAAAUUGAAAUUGAAAGAACAAAGGUACAAACCUAGAAAUAAUAAAUUGACUUAUUAUAGAGAUAUAUUGAUUAAUAUGCUUCUAUGCCUAUUUCUUAAAUAUCUGAUAAAAAUGAUGAAAAAUAAACUGAAAUUUAAAAUCCUUAAACUGAAUUACAUAUUAUUGAGGAGACAAAAUCUAUCAAGGAUACAUAAUAAAUAAUAGAAUAAUCUAAUGAAACAGAGGAUAAAUCUAAAUAAGAUUUUGCAUCAUAAACAUUAAAUGAAAACUAAUAGAUUCAUUAAAAUGAAUAAUUAGAAUAAAAUUUAACUAAUUAAAUUUAAAACAAUAUAAUAGAUUAAAAUAUUAAUUAAGAUAUAGUCAAAUCUGAUACAGAUUCAAAAAACUAAUAAGAAAUUGUAAAUGAAAUUAUUAUUGUGAAAAAAUUAAUGAUAGAUUCAGAAUCAUAAACAAAUCUAAAACUAUAUAUAACCUAAGAAGCAUAAACUACUUUUGAAUUUCCGACUAAUCCAUAAUCUUAAGUAACAACUUAAGCACAGUAGGAUUAACAACAGACUAACCCCAUUCCUGUUUAACCCCCUAACCCACCUCCUAUUACUGUUAAGGUAGCUCCACCUCCUCCACCACCUCCUAGUCUAAAAACUGGUGGCCCUCCUCCACCACCUCCUCCUCCUCUAAAAGGAGCUUAAUAAGCAUCUAAACCAACAGACUCUCUAUUUCCUUUCAAUAAAGUUGAACUUAUUCCAUCUCUUCCUACAAAACCUUUAAAUUGGAUUUUGAUAUAACCAUAAAAUAUGAAAAAUACUAUUUAUGAAUAGAUUUAUCAAGAAUCUUAUGAAAUAGAUGCAAAAUACUUAGAAACAUAUUUUUAUAAAAUUUAAUCUGCAUCAUCUACUUAAUAGUAAAAUAGUGAAAAUUAAAUUGUUAAGAAAGUAAUACAAACUAAGAUACAAUUAAUUGCUACAGAUAGAUCCAAAAAUAUAGAAUUAGUAUUGGGAAAAAUUAAGAUACCAAAUGCUUUGAUCAUGAAAUCAUUAUUAUCAAUUGAUUUAAAUAUACUGACAGAUUCUGCAAUAGAUUCUUUAGAUACAAUAAUCCCAACUGAUGAAGAAAUUAAAAUUGUAUUAAUUUUAUACUUAAAUUAAGAUUAGUGAAUUUUAAGGCCAAAGAGAUUUACUUGGAGUUGUUGAAACUUUUAUUGAUAGCAUAAGAUAAGUUAAUGGAUUUUAAUUUAGAAUCAGAUCAUUAAAAUUUAGAUCAGUUUAUGAUGAUUAUAGAUAAGACUUAAUUGAUAAAAUAACUAUUUUAACUUCAAGAUUUUAAGAAAUAAGAAAUUUAUAAGGACUAUAGAAGAUGUUAUUAAUAACUUUGAAUAUUGGAAAUUUUUUAAAUGGUAAAAAUUUAAAUUAAACAUUUCAGCCAAGACUCCUCGUGGAAGAGCUUUGGGUUUUAAAAUAGAGGCUCUUGACAUCUGUGCUGAAAUCAAAACAUCUGACAAUCAAAAUAAUAAUUUAUUACUAUAUAUUAUAGAAAAAACAGAAUAAAUAAUAGGAGGUGAAAUCAUUUCAGAAGAAAGUAAUAAUAUAAUUAUAUUUAGAAAUGAAAUCAUUUGAAGUCCUUUAAAGAGUUCCAGUUCAUCAAUUAGUAGUUGAUUUAGGAGAUAUUAAAAAAGGUUGUAGUUUUAUAAAAAAGGCUAUGGAAUCAUAAACAGAUGAUCCAUAAGAUUUAGUAGAAUAAAAGUUUAAGGAUGGUUAUGAAUCCAUCACAAAAGACAUUGAAGAACUUGACAAGAAGAUGAAUCAUUUAGAAGAAGAAUAUAAAAGAUGUGCAUAAUUUUAUGGUGAAAAUCCUAAAGAUCCAUCAGAUAAAUUUGGAGAUAAGAUAUUAAAAAUAUUCAGACAAAUUUUAAGAUAAAAAUUAGAAAAAUUGUAAAGGGAAGAAAGGGCAAAGAGAUAAGAAGCUUUAAAAAAAAGAUAAAUGUUGAAAAGUACACCCUUAACAGCAAGAAGGGCAGAUGAAGGACCUAAACCACCUCCAAAGGAAGCAUAAAGAUAAUCUGUCUUAAAACCGAUUAUUCCAAGAUAAUCUAUCAAAGAUAGCAUAAAGCUUGAAGUACCUGGAAAUAAAGGUCCAAAAAAGAGUUUUAUAGCCAAUGAAAUUAGCUAGCUACGUCAUAUGAAAUAGGUAAGAGCUAGUAUAUUAACUAUUAACAAAAAAUGA